Molecule: messenger RNA, 1829 nt
Organism: Cygnus atratus (black swan)
Lineage: Eukaryota; Metazoa; Chordata; Aves; Anseriformes; Anatidae
Gene: WDSUB1
Product: WD repeat, sterile alpha motif and U-box domain containing 1
Exons: 11
Coding region: 384-1829 (481 amino acids)
Biological process (GO): protein ubiquitination
Molecular function (GO): ubiquitin-protein transferase activity; protein binding
Source: RefSeq, a predicted model, not a curated record
UCCGGCGCGGCGGCGCCGUGCACGGACCGUCGGUAGCGCCCGAAAGCGCCGCAGCUUUGUCUGUGAGCGACAGCGGGUGGCUCGGGAGUUACGGAGGAAAUGGUGGCUGCCGGGGAAGGCGAUUCUGCAGCGCUGUGCGCGGGGACAGCGGGCCGCGCUGCGCCCUCGGCCGCUGGAAACUGCCGACUCCUGCGCCCUGUCCUUGCUGCGCGGGGGUGGUGCAGCGAGGCCCGGAGGUCUCGUAGCAGCGUCGAGGCUCCUCAGUUUCUCGUAGUGGAAGGAAGUAGGCAGCUUUUCUCUGUACAGUCAGGAGAUGAUUUGCUGCUGCUUAGGCCGCUUAACAGCUUUAAAGAGAACGAUUUUUUUCUUUGGAAGUAGAUAAAAUGGCGACAUUAAUUCACACUUUAGCAGAUCACAGCGAUGAUGUCAACUGCUGUGCCUUCUCACCAUUGCUCUUGGCUACUUGUUCCUUGGACAAAACAGUUCGUAUUUAUUCUUUAAAUGACUUUACUGAGCUUUCAUACUCACCUUUGAAAGGUCAUACAUAUGCUGUCCACUGCUGCUGCUUCUCCCCAUCGGGACACAUUUUAGCUUCGUGUUCAACGGAUGGUACUACCAUGGUUUGGGACACUCGCGAUGGUCAGGUGCUGGCAGUGCUUGGGCAGCCCAGUGGCAGCCCGGUUAGAGUCUGCCGAUUUUCCCCAGAGUCCACGUAUCUGGUGUCAGGUGCAGCGGAUGGGAGUGUAGUUCUUUGGAAUAUGCAGUCAUUGAAAAUGUACAGAUCUGGGAGUGUUAAAGAUGGUUCUUUGGUGGCCUGUGCGUUUUCUCCGAAUGGAAAUUGCUUUGUCACUGGAUCAUCAUGGGGCGAUAUAACCAUUUGGGAUGAUACAAUGAGAUGCCUAUAUAAUGAAAAAGCACAUGAUCUUGGUGUUACCUGCUGUGAUAUUUCUUCACAGCCAAUUUCUGAUGGUGAACAUGGAUCCAUAUACUUCCAGAUGGCUUCUUGUGGUCAAGAUAAUAAGGUCAAAGUCUGGCUUAUUUUGUUUGCAGAUUCCUUAGGUGUUGAAUUAAGAUACAAAUGUACAUUGAGUGGACAUUCUGCCCCAGUUCUGGCUUGUGCGUUUUCUUGUGAUGGACAGAUGUUAGUUUCAGGGUCUGUGGACAAGUGUGUCAUAAUAUAUGAAACUAAUACUGGCAAUAUACUUCAUACUUUGUCUCAGCAUACUAGAUAUGUUACAACUUGUGUUUUUGCACCAUGUACUGCCUUACUUGCCACAGGUUCAAUGGAUAAAACCGUGAACAUAUGGCAAUUUGACAGUAAGCAACCCUGUGCAGGAAAUACUGUAGAAAAUGAAUCUGAGGUGGCUGUUCAGAACUGGUCAGAGGAUGAUGUUUCAGCCUGGCUUUGUGCACAGGGCUUAACAGACCUUGUUGGGCUUUUCAAACAGAAUAACAUUGAUGGCAAAGAACUCCUGCAUCUUACAAAGGAAAGUCUGACUAAUGAAUUAAAAAUUGAGUCUCUAGGCCUGCGCAGUAAAAUCCUUCAGAAAACUGAAGAACUGAGGAUGAAAAUGGUCUCUGUUUCUGUUGCUAUCCCUGAUGAGUUCUUAUGUCCUAUAACUCGGGAGCUUAUGAAGGAACCUGUCAUUGCAGCAGAUGGCUAUUCCUAUGAAAAGGAGGCAAUGGAAAAUUGGAUCAGUAAUAAAAGACGAUCUAGUCCCAUGACAAAUCUUCCUCUUCACUCUCUUAUGCUUACACCAAAUAGGACCCUGAAAAUGGCUAUUAGUCGCUGGCUAGAGACUCAGCAAAAAUAUGGUGAAACCACUUAA